Molecule: messenger RNA, 14082 nt
Organism: Lymnaea stagnalis (great pond snail)
Lineage: Eukaryota; Metazoa; Mollusca; Gastropoda; Lymnaeidae
Source: the annotation of a GenBank genome assembly
ACUGCAGAUUUGUUAUUUUGAGAAAAUGCCAAAUAGACUACAAAUAUAGUGAAUAUAUAUAUUUACGGAUAUAUUUUCAUAUAUUAUUGAAAACACUUUUUUAAUGUAUGAAGAUAUAUGUAAAAAUAAUUUUAAAAAUAAUAAUAUACCUGAACUCUUUUGAGUCACAAAUUAAUUAUUUUAUAAAUUAAAACUCAAUACUUGAAAAAUCCCGACUCUGUCGCUGCAACUUGCAAGAAAUACUGUUUGUCACGAUUAUAGGAUAACACAUUAAAAACAAUAGGAAGAAAUUUAAAAAAAAAAAUUAUUGUGGAAAAUGGUGCUGAAAGAGAGUCACGAUGUGGAGAUGAAGGAUGCUACUUCAGUUGAACCUGUAAAGACAGAGGACAGUGAGAAAGAAGAAAAAAAGGACCCCGAGUUACUAACUUUAGAAGGUAACCAGCCAAAAUUUUAUGAACUCACUUAAUACUUAAGUUUGAAGAUAAUGAAGUCACCGAGACUGUAAAACUGUAAAUGUGUACUGUGUGAAUCAAUGGAACAUACCAGUUGGUUCUGACAAGUAAAUAUUCUAUCAGUAUUAGUCAGUAAUCUCACAAGAAAUAUAAUUAUCAGCUGAAGGCUAGGACUUACAAAAUGGCUAUUCAGACCUGGGUAUCAGAAGUGAGAGGUUGGGAUUAAAAAGUAUUAAAAGUAUUAUUGAUGGGUUUGUAAGACAAAAUUUGGUAUCAAAUGAAAGAUAAUGGAAUGGGCAAUAUGUCUGUAAACUUACUUCUUCAGUUUAACUAAAAUAGACCUAAAAAUAGACGACCACAAAUGGCAUCUGAAUGGCAUUUAGAUUUAGUGUAGAAGGACCCGGGUCCAAAUUAUGAAUAGCAGUUAUGUCUACCUGGGUACCUUUCGACUAAAUGCUAUUCGAAUGUCAUUUGUGGUAGUUUUGUCUUACAAACCAUACAAACAAUAAUAUUAUUAUUAGGCACUUAGGUAAGGCAAGAGAGACUACUUCAAAAUUUGUAUCGGAAAUGAGAAUCGGGGCUGAUUCUUAGUUUUCACCCCGUGACGCCAUUUGCAUGUUUUUUUUAUAGUUGCAGUGAAUUAGGGUUCAGGUUAGGCAUAGAGAUCGAUUUAGGGUUCAGGUUAGGCAAUGGGAUCGAUUUAGGGUUCAUUUUAGGCAUAGGGAUCGAUUUAGGGUUCAGGUUAGGCAUAGGGAUCGAUUUAGGGAUACAUUAGUGACAAAAUUAACUGGUUGUGUCAACCAAGAUGGUGGCCAUCGCGGGACGUUUUCUAAUAAUUUACCGGGAAUCGGUGCAGAAGAAUUUUUUAAUUUUUGCAUGUUCGUGCUUUUUCAUUGAUGAAAGGACUAUUUUGUCAUGGAAUUGUGGUAUUCAUCCAUAUGUAAACGGUAGUAGACAUCUUGACCUACCUUUCUAUCAUAAAUUUUUGCCUUUUCAAUCGACGCAAAUAUUAGAAACAAGGGUAAAUAUGGGUAUCUUUCCCUACAAAAUUUCAUAUGAAGAUCAAAUUUUAUGUCUUUCAUAUUAAUUCCUACUCUGUAAAAUAUAUUGAUGUAUAUGUGUGCCAAUUUUAAAUGAGCUAGGACAAGUCGGCCAUUAGUUAUGUUCAUCUAAGUGACCUGCAUUACCAUAAGAUCACCCUGCCCCACUUAGACCACGCCCCCUUUUUAAUGGGGUGAAGAUGCUGAUACUUAGGAAAUAUUUAAUUAUUACCACUGUUGACAUGAUAAUAUUUGAUAACUUGUGUUUUAGAAUGAACCUAGAUGUAAUAUAAUAUAAAAUAAUAUUUUAAUUUGAGGUUCAAAAACCCGGUAGAGUCCAUAUUAUAAAUGAUCAUAAUUUGCCAGGUGCGAAACAUGGGCAUGGGCAGCCAUUCACAGUCACUUGCAUAAUGGCUAUACCAUAAUUCUAUCUCAGAGUUGCAUUCAUAAAAGUUUGCUGCGUGUAAAAACUAUUAAACCAUUGGUUAGGAAAAGCUUUAAUCAAUUAAUCAUGUGCUCAAUGAAAUUUUGCACACUUAUAAUUUGCAGAUUUAAAAUUAGUAUGAAAGACAUACAUUUAAUAUUUCAAUCAAAUUUUAAAUCGACAAAGGAUUUUCCUCAGUUAAAGAUGAUAUAAAGAACAAUACCACUCAAUGAGAUUGUAGGCCAAGAUAUCUGCUAAUGUGAAAGGGUUGAGUCAGAACUUAAUUAUGGGUCAAAAGGACUCCUGUUUUAUUAAAAUUAACCUCACAUGAAAAAAUUAAAAACCCGGGGAUAGUCAAACCAGUGCCAGUGAUCAUAUCAUUUUGUAUGUUAUUAUUUGUUAUCACCACUUACAAGGGGGACUGAAAUCACAUUAUUAGUAGGAAUAUCAAACCAAAAUGUAAUCAUGGUCUGAUAAUUAUUUAGCAAUAUUUGUUAUAGGCCUAAUAAAUUUUAAUGAAUAAUUCAAAAUACAUGAAUGCCUUAUUAAAUGCUGGUUACGAUCCAUAUGUUGACAAUUUUAUUUCGAAGAACACCUCAAUGACAAGAGGUUUCUUAAUAGUGCACAAAUGUUGCCAUAAAUGAAAAAAGAUGGCUUGAGCUAAAUUUUUUAUUUUAGUACAGUUCAUUAAAUUGUUAUAGAUAGUAUUUUAAAAGUAAAAUACCUAGCCUACAAAUAAUGAAAAGGAGGGGUUGGGGGGGGGGGGAGAAAAUGAAAUCAGGAUAGGAAAAAAAAAAAAAUUGGCAAAGAGUAAGGGAAAGCCUGAAAAAAAAAAAAGAAAAAAAAAAAUGAACAUGAAUUUUAGUACAGUUCAUUAAAUUGUUAUAGAUAGUAUUUUAAAAGUAAAAUACCUAGCCUACAAAUAAUGAAAAUGAGGGGUUGGGGGGGGGGAGAGACUGUAAUCAGGUUAGGUAAAUAAAAAUAAUUUGCACAAGGUAAGGGAAAUCCUGAAAAAAAAAGAUGCAAAAAAACAAUGAACAUGUCGGCAAGAAGGCUUCGUCAAAGAGUACAAAAUUUAAAUAUAAUUUUUAAAAAACUUUAUUUAAAUGGAGUAUCCUAGACAGAGAACAGCAGAAAGAAGUUAGUAAAUUCUUAAUAGAUAAGGAAAUUAAUAUGGGCAAAGAAGGAAAGGAAAGUUGAUUUUCUUAUAUGAAGUACCAAAACAAAUCGAUUUAAACUAUAGAACCUAGUAAAAAAAACCAAUGGAAGUCACCAUUAAAAUGCCAGAAUGUGUAAGAAAUGCAAGAAGCAAUCUGCCAGUCUCGAGGCUUGUAUUAUCUGGCCAGCUGAUCGACCAUUUGUCUUCUUUGUUACCAUUCGACUCUUGGGCUCAUAGAUCAGCCCUGAUGUCUCCAAAGGCUUAAAAUGUGAUAAAAUACAAUAAAAGUGGUGUUAACAAGUCCCUUUGCUGCCCCAUUUAAAGUAGGAUAGACCAUAACCAUAAGAUAGUGUGCAGGGUAGCAUUUUAUUGACUAGGCCUAAGCCAACUUAUAAUUUUCAGCAUUGUUUUGCAGUCUUAGUGUGUGAAAGGAGCAAAGUUGAAAUUGGGUCAAUUUUUAAAAAAAUCCCUUAAUUAUGUGAGUGUGCCUUAAAAUGGGUAACUUUAAACAAUAUGACUGUGGCUUACCAUUAUCAUGGUCUCUGAGAGAGAGUAUUAGUAACUAUUAGUAUUGUUAAUAAUGAAACAUUGCUAUUAGCAUCUUGAUAAUCCAAAUCUUGUUUUCAGUGGAAACCAAAUGACCUAUUUUCUUCUACUCUGUAACCUUAUAACAAUUAUUUAAAACAAAAUUUUCUAUGAAAUUUUAAUUGACAGAUAUUAGAGAGCAUGUUCGAGAUAUUGAGAAGGCUUUUGCAACCAAGGAGCCGCGAUUCAUGUCUAGGGUGAUUCGUGCUCUUGUUUCUGUACGCAGAAAGCUCAACCCCAGAAUCUUAAGAUCCCUUAUGAAGGGAUACUUUACAGCUCCUAAUGUGACAAACAAAGAAGAACUUUUACCAUUUCUUGCAGAUGUAAGUUUUUUUAUAAUAAUUUUUAAAAAAUGCUUAAAUUGUAAAGAUUUUUGGUGUAGUAUAUAUACUUCAAGCAUUCUAUUGUAUGUCAUAAUAUUAUAAUAUUAAAUAGUUGUUUUUUUAACAUCAACUUUAAAUCAUAAUGCUUGCUUGGCUCUUGAAAUAAAUUGAUUUUAAAAUAAUUUUAGGGUCAGAGUGAAGGAAUGAAUGGUGUUUCUGGAGUAUUUCGUCCACGUUCUGGGAAACUUGCUCAGACUCCAAUUCUUCCUGAGGUUGAAAUCUAUAUUCAUUUACUUGUCUUGAUCUAUUUGAUAGAUACCAAACAGUUUGAUAGGGUGAGUACAGAUUGCUAAUAUGAUAAGGAGCUCUCAUAAUUCAUCUUUAUUUUCUGUUAUCUUUUAUUUAGUUUGAAUGAACUUUUGUAAGUUUAUUUCAUUUUAAUAUAUAUUUUUAACAUGUUCUAGUAUCCCUUUUAAUGACCAAAGAAGAGUUCAGCAGUUUAAUGGCUUCAUUUGUUUAAGAAAAAGCACAUUGGGCAUAUUAUAAAAAUAUAAUUAAAACUUGUUAUAACAUGGUGUUAAAAUAAGGAGACAUUCUUUUUUUUUUUUCUUAAUUCUCAGGCUGUUGAGUGCUCUGAGCUUUUAAUGAAAAAGCUUGUAUUACAAAACAGAAGAGCUAUGGACAUGUUGUCUGCCAAAUGUUACUUUUAUUAUUCAAGAGCCUAUGAGCUGACAAACAAGUUGGAGGGUAUCAGAACGUGAGUUUGGGUUUUAUUAUUUACAUUUGUGUAUCCUAUUACAAAUAAGAAAAUUAAAUUAAAACAAUGAGCAGAUCAUGGACCUCAUUAUCACAAUUCUUACUUUGUAUUUUAAUUUUAAUGACCCAAUGAAGACCACUUUGUAAACUGUCACACUUAAUAAAAUCUUAUACUUUACUCAACCUUUAAAUUUCUUUAUUUCAUUGUCAGGUUCUUGCAUGCAAGACUACGAACUGCCACUCUACGGAGUGAUCAUGAAGGUCAAGCAACAUUGUUAAACUUGCUACUCAGGAACUACUUGCAUUACAACCUAUUUGAACAAGCUGAUAAGUUGGUGUCCAAAUCAACUUUCCCAGAGAGUGCCUCCAAUAAUGAGUGGGCUCGUUACUUGUUUUACUUAGGUUGGUUAAAUAAGUAAAAAUAGCACCAUUAAAUACUUUCAGGCAAACCUGUUUGUUUGAUUAGGUUCUACUUGUAUAUCUUGCCAUUCCGGGUCAGUAAGGCAUAGACAAAUGGGCAACACAUCAAAACCUAGGCUCAAAUUUCAAGAAAUGCCUAACAUAAUUUGGUGAAUUAUCUGCUGACAAGCCUAAACCAGUUAGGAUUAUUGUGUGAAAUUUAAAGAUAUUGCUGAACCCAUUGCAUUUUAACCACUUACAAAUAGCAACAAAAAAAACAAAAAAAAAAAGCAGGAAUUUUUGUAUUUUUUUCUUCUUCAUAUUUAUGAAGCAUGAUCUGCUUUCCCCUGUUCUCAUGACAUUUUUUUGCUUUUGAAUAUCAGUCACAACUCUAAAGUUCUAUUUCAACAACUGAGUUAAGAUUCUUUUUAGAUUAAGAUUCAUGCACCUGCCACAAAUACUUCAAUAAUUUCAUCAAGUGAUUGUUCUUUUCAUUGCUUGCAAUAUUAAGUAGUUUGUCUAGGUGCCACAUUGCUCUAGGUCAUUAAUUUUCAAUUUAAGGAGCAUACAUCACCAGGGUAGAAUAAAAUGUUCCAGGUUAUGUAGAGAGACGGAAACAAAAUUAAAUAUUACAUUUAGAAAUCCAGCCCGAAAGAUAAAAUAUGCACAUGGUGCAUAGGCCUACAUGUUUAGCAGAUCAGUUCAGUGUUACCAAAUUCCAAAAGACUACUGUACAGACUUCACUUUAUAAUAUCUAACACGACUCAGAUCAAAGACUUCAUAGAGAAUGUGUAUUUUACAGGACGCAUCAAGGCUGCACAGCUGGAAUAUUCAGAAGCACACAAACAUCUGCUACAGGCAACUAGAAAGGCCCCACAAUACAGUGCUAUCGGCUUUAAACAAACUGUAAGUCUAAGCCUUUAUGACUAAAUUAGUUUUUGUUAUACUGUAUAGAUUUUAUUUGAUGUCUAUAUCAGUGGUUCUCAAACUUUUUUGGCCAACGCUCCCUUGGCACCAAAACCCAUCCCUUGCCCCUUGUUACACCAAAAUAAUUUUAUAUUCAGGACAGAAUUAGCACAAUUAUGUAAGAAAGAUAAUAUUAUAAAAUGAAAUAGUGUUAUAUGUAAUUAAACUGUUAAUUAAAAUGUAAUAAGACUUUUUACUUGAAUUAAUUCAAUAAUAAAUUGAAUAACUUGAUCUAUUAACCCUUUACAGAGCAGAGGUACGUCCUCUUGCUAGUCCUGAAUGGGCACCAAUCCUCCGGUUUUUAGUAAGAUUUAGGGUUACAUUAGUAAAAAAAUCAAAUCUAAGGUGUUAGUCAACAAAUUUUUGUGAAAUAAAAAGCAAAAUAAAGGAAAAUGAAUGCCGAUUUAUAAUUUUGCUCACAUGUUGCCAUUAAUCCUCAUAUGAACACAAAUAUUUACAAAAAACAACAUAUUGUUUGUUAUUGUGAGUCAUCUAUUUACUAUUUACAAACACUGCCACAAAAUCGAAGUUUGUAAAAUUCAACGCUGCUUAAUACGCUGAUUACACUAAUAUUACUGAUAAUAUUAAUAUCUAGUUCCAAUUGACAGUCAAUUCGAGCACUUCAAUGUAACUUAAAUUGUAUCCAGCGAAAUCUGGGCUAUCACUUAAAUAAUCGUCACAAUCCAUUUUGAAUUUUUUUUUCUUAAAACCCCUAAAACUACAAACAAAAUUUGAUUAAAUACUUGUAACUGGCGCCCACUUUACCCAGCUAUCGGAAAAACUGGAUGUAAACAAUAGGAAGUCUCGCAAAGACUUGGAGGUCACGAGUUUACAACUCUAUGUUGUCACGGACGUUUUACCUGGUAAAGGGUUAAUACCACAACUAUUUUAAAGUAGGAUUAUGUUAAAGCACUUAGAAAUAGGAAAUUACUUCAAUAUUGCUCAAAUAUGCUUACUCAGACUGUUUUCUUUGGAUGGGCUUAGUAAAGUGAUGCCAUUUCUUCAAUGUUGGAUAUAAGGAAGCUUAACAACACUCUUAAAUCAACACUUUCACAAAUAUUGAUGAAAUUUCUUUGCAAGACCCGGUCUCUUGACCACUUUCUGCAAUGCAUAAUAAUGAUAUGAUAUGAAAUUUUCUUCUGAAACUCUUAGAUACCAUUUCCUAAGCUUUGGCUUCAGCUCUGAGCUAGCUAGUCAUCAAAAUAACCAAAUGUAUCUGCAACUAACAAAGGAUUGAUCACCCAGUCUAAAAUUUCAAUUAAAAUAGAUCCUAUAAUCACUCAGACACAAUUUUAUGUACAAUAUUCAAAUGAUCACAAAAUAAUUUAAGCAGUAGCAUCACGGGGGGGUUUGCAGACUGCACCGAAUGACACCUCACAGGGGGAUGAGAUGACACCAAAUAGAAAAUUUGGCAAUGUUCGCUUAAUCCGUUUCAAAACAGACCUUAACUAAAUACAUGAAAAUGGUGCCACCAAAACAUGGUAUUACCACACAGAGCAGGUUAUUGCUAGACCAGUUUGUCACCACAGCAGGUUGUCUCCAGAACAGGGUGUCAACAGACAGAGCAGGGUGCCAUCAGAGUAAAUUGCCACAAGAGAAGGUUGCAAAUAAGGGUGUCACCAGAGCAGGCAAACUCAGUAAGGUUCAUGGGACAGUCUGAAAAGGAGGGGGAUGGCACUAUGGAUAACACGAACUUUAGCGAUGCCACCUACUUUCUCAUCUUGUUAACCACCCCCCUCCACCCCUUUUUCUCUUCCAGGUCUGACAGUCAUGAGCAGAGUUACUUUAGAUAUGAAAGUAGAGAUUAUUCAUUUGGUUUUACUAUGAUUGACAUCCUCUUCCAGCAAAUGUAAAUUGGUUUAAUUGAAAUUUGCAUAUAUUUCUGGCAAUAACAAAGUCAUGUCUGAUGACUUGGGGUCAGAACUGAAUGAAGCAUUUGCCUUAUUUAAAAAUUAAAGUGUCAAAUAACAACUAAAAGUGACUUAAAACACACACAUUGUGAAAGUCAAAAGACUCACCCUGAUAAAAAUGAUGUGUAUUUAAUUUCUGAAUCAAGACUAAUUAACUUUCAUGAAAAAAAAGACAUAAAAAUAAAUAAUUCUAGUUAGAUUCGACCUGUCAGCACACUGAUGACCAUCUCUAAUGAUGCAUUGCCUUCUGUACACUAAAAAUAUACAUUCUUGUUUGAAAAACUAACAUUGAUAACAAUAAAAAAUAUUUACUUUUAAGUUGUAGGUAACACAAGAGUAAAUAAUCGUUAUGAUUAAUUUUUUAAAUUUUGGCUUGCAUUGAAUGUGUAGUUAAAUGUCAGCCUCACCUCUUUAAAGUGCAUUAAUUUUCUUUCGUUUAUUGAUUUUGUCUUAAUAAUUAAAUAUUUCUUGUUAAAUGUCCCAUAUACUGUUUGACUGAUGUAAGUGCAUGACUCAUUUUCAAGGCCGAUAAUGAUCCCAUAAUGUUAAAUCAUUUUUGUCAAAGUUUGAAUAAUUUAAAUUUUUUAAAAAAGGUUUUCUGAUGCAAUCCACCACUGUCCCUUUUGCAGUACUAGUGCCCACCUAAAUUUACUGAGCAUUUUACCACUCCAUAGAGGACAUCCUACAUCACAUCUCAGUACUACCCAUUUUGAGAACCACUGGUCUAUACUUGUCUUUAACUGCAUAGAUUUUAUUUGAUGGACUAUAUUUACUUUUGUUUUAAUGUAUAGAUCUUAUUUGAUGGUCUAUACCUAGAUUUUUCAUAGUGUAUGGAUUGUAUUUGAGGGGCUAUACCUAGCUUUUGUUAUAUUGUAUAGAUUAUAUUUGAGGGGCUUUAAGUAUGAUAACUAGCUUUUGUAUAAAUUUGAACAAGUUCUGUAUUCUAACAGCUUCUUUGAUAGUUGGUUAAGUGGAAUAUUCUUUCAAACUUAGGUUCAGAAACUGGCAAUAACUGUAGAACUUUUGCUGGGAGACAUCCCAGAUAGGUCUGUGUUUCGGCAACAGUCCAUGAGGAAAACACUAGCACCAUACUUCCAACUAACACAGGGUAAGCUAGUUGUUGAAUACUGUCUAAGACUUAAAUGAAACAAGGUUGCUAAAAAAAUGGUUGAAAAUAAGAAAAUGCUUUUCUCUCCCAACUGUAAAAAAACUGAGCAAAUCGUCAGUUGAUUGUUGUAACAAAGUUUUUUAAUAAAUAAUAGUACGUCUUUCACCCUGAUCCUAAAUAAAUUUCAUUUCAUUUUUCAGUUUGUCUUCCUAAUUUCUUUUACUUUUGUUUAUUCAAUUUAUUACUUUUUUAAAAUUCACUCUGCUAUUACAAUUUAUUAUUUCCUUAAUAAUGUUUAAAGUUUUCCUAUUUGUUUUACAGCCGUCAGGGGAGGUAAUCUGCAGAAGUUUAAUGAGACACUUGCUAAAUUUGGCAGAAAGUUCCAGACAGAGAACACUUACACCCUGAUUGUGAGGCUGCGUCACAAUGUAAUCAAGACUGGUGUCAGGAUGAUAAGUCUCAGCUAUUCGCGUAUUUUCCUUUCCGACAUUGCACAAAGAUUAACCCUAGACAGCCCAGAAGAUGCUGAAUUUAUUGUAGCAAAGGUUAAAUUGACUUCUUUUAUUUUGUAUAUGUUUUUUGGAAGCAUUUGAAAAAAUACAAUAGGUUUAUCUAAUUAUUUUGGUUGUGAAGCUUAAUCCGGAAGGAAAUGUUAUUGUAUUAAGGCACGAAUUCACCCAUGGUACAUUUUAACUCUUUCCCUCCGGAUCAACGCUCCCAUCGUCGAUUUGAUAUGAAGAUUUUGGCGUAUCGACGAUGGGAUCGUCGAUGUAUAAAAAUCUGUUUAUUUCGGUUCUUUUCUUAGCUAUUGGUAUUUAGUUAUUUUAAAUCAAUUCUAGAAUGAUUUCCCUUUCAUAAACAUCCGGUUUUACUGUGUUUGAACGAAGAACGAAUUGUUUGAAGCGGUUGUUUUGAUUGUCCAUUUUAUUUUUGUUUACAAACAUGAAAUCUUGACCUGACCCAUCUGGUGAUCGAUCUAAUAAAGGUGGAAAAUAUUACUCUGAUGAUGAUUCAGACAGUGAUUUUAUGAUUUCAAAUGCAGAGGAUGAUUCUGUUGAAUCGUAUGAUUAUAAUCCUAGUACUAGUAUUAGUAGUACUAGUGACAAAAUAAUGAAACUAGUAAUUUAUCAGCUGAUGAACAACCAGCCCCGCCCCCAACUAAAGGGCACAUCCAUAUGGAUUGUUUUUUAGGCUUACUAUAGCUAAACCCAGAUGGAAAAUGUGAUUAUGUAUGGUAAAUUUUCCAUUUACUAUUAAUUUAUUAUAAAUUUUAGUACAUACAAGGAUACAGUGCAAUUAUUUUCUAAAUAGCAACAGAUUGUUUCCAGUGGAAUUAGUUAAAUUUUUUUGCUAAUUUUUUGUGUGGCGGUGACAAUGGAUAAUGUGCUGUGAGGUUUAAUUUUUGCUUUUUUGAAAGUUGAUCUUUAUUAUUUGUGAAGCACAUAUGGAUAUAGUUCAGAAAAAAAACAUUUUUUUGGAUUAUAUAUUUCUCUUGGUGUGACUUCAAAGGAGCGUUUUGUGAACAUUUGGCGAGUUUUUUAAAAUAAAUUUUUAUUUUCCUUAAAUCACAAUCACAUUUAUUUAUUAAAAUUUAAACCCAAAUCUUGUUUGCUUGCAAAGAGCAUGCAUUUCCCUUUAAUUCCAUACCAAAAUUAACAUUUUCUGAUUAAAAACAAAAAAGUUAUGAAGGUUUAGAGAAAACAUAGUAGUGCGUAACAAAACCCAAAAUAGAUAAUUCCGUCAGAACGUGGAAAAUAAUUCCGGAGGGAAAGAGUUAAUUAUACAUUUUUUGAAAUAGAUAUCUAAGCAUUAUUUUGCUCCUUAAAUGUAAAGUUUUCUUAACCCUAAUUAUAAGUAUAAAGUAUUCCAUUUUUUUCAAUCAUAUUAUUUACAUUUCUCAAAUUCUUUCUCUUUUAAGUCAUUAGUUCAGUGUGUCCUGAAGUUCUGCUUUUGUAUGUUUUCUAUGCAGGCUAUCAGAGAUGGUGUUAUUGAAGCUACAAUAGACCAUGAACAAGGUUAUGUCCAGUCAAAAGAGACAGGAGAUGUGUACAGCACCAAGGAACCAAUGGCUGCUUUUCACCAGAGGAUCAGCUUUUGUCUUGAUAUCCACAACCAGAGUGUUAAGGUGAUUAAUAAAUAAAUGUAUAGGUUAGCAGGGCGUUUUGAUAACUUCCUAAAAGUAAUGAUUAUCAAAAUCCAAUGUUUGAUGGGUUUCUUUUAUCAGAUUCUUUUACACGUUCAUAAGUCAUAAUCACACCCAAAUGAACACGAGUCCUUUUUUUUGUUUGUAUUAACAAUGUAACUUUAAUCAAGGAAGCAUAUCUAUCAGGCUAUACAUUUAAUCAAAAACAUGUAUAGCGCAAUAAGAAGGAGAAAUAAUGCAAAACCAUCCACUAUAAAGUUCUUUAGACGACUGCUAAUGAAUAAGUACGGAACGCCAAAGACAGUCUAGACUACGUCAUAAUUACAAUAAAUAUAUGUCACCAAGUUAAUGGCUGGAAAAGCGCUCGUUAACUAACUCUCACAACACAUCACACUCAAUACUACACAUUAUCCAGUGCGCUAGAAUUGCUAGUGAACCCCAUAGUCGACAAUGAUCUCAGGAAUAUUUUUAAAAAUGAAAAAUUAAUAUUCUUUUAAAAUGAUAAAACACGUCAUCACCUCGGAAAAUUUUUUAUUAAAACGCAAAAAAUAAUAUUUGUAGACAAAAUAAAGUGAAGAAAAACACCCUUGAUUUAAUUUUUAAACAAAACAAGCAGAAAUUAUCAACAAAAAAUGCAUGCAUGACAAAGUGCUGCAAACGGACACUAGUAAAUGAAGACUUAAAUGUUUUUAAACAAGAGAAUAUUUAUUUUGAAUUUUUGGAAGGCAAUCUUAGGCUUGUCAAAUCUGCUUCAGUGACUGCUUUAAUGGCUCUUUCUUGUUAGGAAUUUUUGCCAGCUAGCAAGCCAGUGCUUUUUAUAAUAAAUUAUUUAUAGCUAAUUUUGCUUGAUUCAGGAUACUAGUACUAUUCAAUACAAACAGUUUUUUGAAGUGAAAAAACUUAUUGACACAAUGUGACUUUUUUUUAGUUUGAAUUUUAUCAUCACUGCUUUUGUAUUAAAAUAAAAUUUUUCAAGUACAAGUGUUAGUUAUUCCAAGUUAUUCAAAUUUCUAGUGUCAUCAUCCUAUAGUAAACCAUUUGCACCAAAAGGAUACUAGAUUUUCAUUGCUUGUUUAUGUACACAAAUAUAAAUAUGUAACAUUAAAUCUAUUGAUAUCAAAACCAUUUAUUAUAUCUAAUUGUGAUCCUUAUGAAUUUUAGAAUUAAAAACUGAUUUCAUAGGCAUAUGGGAGACAAAGUUUUCACUUGUGUGGAUCAAACUUUCUGUUUUCUCUUUUCAGGCUAUGCGAUUUCCACCCAAGUCAUAUAAUAAAGAUCUGGAAUCUGCUGAGGUGAUUUUACAAACAUUAGUCUUUAGUUGCUGGUUAUUGAAAAGAUAAUUCAACCAUAGUUAUAUACCGGUAGAUGUUAAUUUUUCUUUAUGUUAAUUUUUCUUUCAGUGGUACCUCUACGAAAAUAUUUAAAUAAUAACAAAAAUUUAAAGAAUUUUGUUUGUCAACUAAACUUAUGAAACUGUUAAUUUUAUAUUUGCUGAGUUUUACAACACUAGCAGAUCUUGGCAUCCAAAGAGAACGCUGUAUAAUGUUCAUUUAAAAAAAUAAAUUUUGAACAUAUAAUAAUGAAAACUAAAGUGUGUACUGAUGUAAAGAUAAAUGAUAUAGCUACACAGUGUAAGAUAAAUAAUCAAAAAAAUUCCAUUAAUUCCUAACAAGUGAAUCAUUUAUCAAUUGUAAGUUAAUACUUGAGUAUUUAAAAAGAAAUCAGGUCUAGAUUUAGACAUUUGCUAGAACUCAGUUAUAAAAUUGACAGAAAGUUGUGACUUGUGACUGCAGAUCUAAGAAAAACUUUUAGCCAUUUUAGCCUACUUUAACCUGAUUUCAGGAGCGCAGGGAGAGGGAACAGCAAGAGUUGGAAAGUGCUAAAGAGAUUGCAGAGGAGGACUUUGACGGUUUUCCUUAAGUCUGGAGGCAUGAGUAGUUCCAUCAUUUGAACUAGCAUCUGUUAUCUCACAAGGUGAUUGAAUGGACUGUUGACUCCUCAUUACUUCACAUUGAAAACAUUCAUUGGUCUUUUUUUUGGUUUCCAUUCUUUUAUUACAAUUGUGAAAACUGAAGCCAAUUAUGUAUUGCUAUUAAAAAAGUUUUUUUUCACAUGGCUUCUCAUGUUUCUCAUUAUGUGCAUUGAGUUGUUUCAAGCUCAAAGGUCAAUAUUUCCACAUCGUCAUUGUAGUGGUUUAGUUCAAAUUUAAUAUGUUGUUUGAAGUGUGAUAAGUGAAGUUAUUUUUGUGAAAUGAUUGUUUAGCUUUGGGAGAAAGUGUUGUUGCUGUUUGAAUGCUCAUUAGCCAUUUGAAUGUUCAUUAGCCCUUUAAGGCUGGCUGUAUUUUGUUUUAAAAUGGUGGUUUCAUCAUAUUGCUAUAAAAGAUAGAAACGGAAAAACAAAAGAAAUAUUUUCAGAAAACCUGAAACCUAUUUUCUAGCUGAGCAAUGAUAUUUACCAGCUGGUAAAGUAAUAGUUUGUUGUGAAACAUUGGGUAUUGUAACAAAUGAGUUGAGAUGGUAACACUUUUAUGAGCCCGCUAACUUUGUUACGCUCCAUACAGAACAUUUUACAGAUCACAUAUGAAUUAAUUGGAAUUGAGCUAUUUAUCUUUUGUUUAACAAAACCAGGAUUUAAAAAAGUUAUUGAUUUCUGGUUUUAAACAAAGUUUUUGGUAGUUCAAUUGAUAUUUUAAACAAUAUUUAUUUAGUACCGGUAUGUGAGGAGCCCAGUGGAUUAAAAAUUUUCUUGAUAAAAUGAGGGAAAUUUCAGAUAAUUAAAAAAAAAAAAAUUAAAUAUGAUUAAAUUUUGCAUAUUCAU